AUCUUUUUAGGAGAUUUUUAAUGACCUAAGCAGGUAAUGAUAAUAGCCAAUGACAUGAUCAGCUGGCCUAUAUUUGAAGUGUGAAUACCAAGAUAUUUGGCUUUAGCCUAUUGUAAAAUUAUAAGAUGGAGUUUAUUGGGGAAGUAGGAGUAAGGAAGUAGGAGAAGAAGCAAUAGCUAUCUAAUAAGAAUAAAGUGUGACUGCGCUGUUGGGUAACAUGCAGAAUAAAAGUAUUACAGUGUAACGUUAUAGUUAUUGUACAACCAAUAAUUUGAAUUUAACUUAAAGUUACUUGGAUGCUGGUUGGUGGAUUCGGGUUAUCUCGGCCUCUUCCUGCUGGAUAAGUUCGGUACCACAGCACCACACGGCGCCAUAUUAGACAGACAUAAUACUGGUGCGGAAUACGGACGAAGUCAAGGAAGGGGAGCGGUAUUCCAGAUGACAAGGGUACAAAGGCCGCAGUAGUCUAUUCGCAAAACACUCGAGGUAACUGCUAUAUGGUUGACAACGAAUAAUUGAGAUAAGCAUCUCGGGCAUCGCAGUCCGAGGCGUGUGGUUUUCGUCGUUGUUUAGCUAAGUUGCUGGGCAGACAUGACUUCCUUGGUUCAGCGGAGUUCGGGCCUCGUGCAAAGGCGGACCGAAGCCUCGCGCAACGCCGCUGACAAAGACCGUCCGUCCGGCGAGGAGGACCAUGAGCCCCGACGGGGAGACGAGCAGGACGAGGACGAUACCGGAGACUCCAAAGAAACACGUCUCACCUUGAUGGAAGAAGUGCUGUUGUUAGGGCUGAAGGACCGAGAGGGCUACACCUCGUUCUGGAAUGACUGCAUUUCAUCAGGGCUGCGAGGCUGCAUGCUGAUAGAACUGGCUCUGCGAGGACGGCUUCAGCUAGAGGCUUGUGGCAUGCGGAGGAAAGGUCUGCUGGCCAGAAAGGUGAUUUGUAAGUCGGACGCUCCAACAGGUGACGUGCUCCUGGAUGAAGCCCUAAAACACAUCAAAGACACACAGCCACCGGAGAGCGUGCAGAGCUGGAUCGAACUGCUCAGCGGAGAGACGUGGAACCCCCUGAAGCUCCAUUACCAGCUGCGGAACGUCCGCGAACGGCUGGCCAAAAACCUGGUGGAGAAAGGCGUCCUCACCACCGAAAAGCAGAACUUUCUGCUUUUUGACAUGACCACGCAUCCUCUCACCAACAACAACAUCAAGCAGCGCCUCAUCAAGAGGGUGCAGGAGGCCGUGCUGGACAAGUGGGUUAACGACCCCCAGCGUAUGGACAAGCGUCUGCUGGCGCUUAUCUUCCUGGCCCACUCCUCGGACGUCCUGGAGAACGCCUUCGCCCCGCUGCUGGACGACCAGUAUGACCUGGCCAUGAAGAGAGUGCGGCAGUUGCUGGAACUGGAGCCCGAGGGGGAGAGCCUGAAGGCCAACGCCAACGAGCUGCUAUGGGCCGUGGUGGCCGCCUUCACCAAAUGAGGCCGCCACAGCGGGGACAGCGAGCGCUCAUGGCAUUCAAGUGGCAUUGUGCUUUGGGGCAGGAAUCCGUAGUACUGACCCCAACGUGGUGACUAGACUGAAUUACAGUUUACCCCAUGCCUGGACUUUUGGAAUGGGCUUCCCUCUUUUUCUUUUUUUUUCCUCAUCCCUCUUGUUUUCUACUCCGCACCCACCCCAUCAUUUAUGUUCACUUUUGCUAAAAAUAAUAACUCACAUGAUUGGGGAUGAUAUGGUUGAGGCCAAAUGAAGAUGUUGGUUAUAUCCUCUUUUAUUUUCUAUCGGGUAUGUCUUUCUAUGGAACUGUUUUCUUAGAGGUACGGCACAGGUUACUCAUGGUAGGAUCCUGACACGCCCGAGAAUAAAAUAACCCACCGCGAUGUACAUGCACGGAUCCAUGUACAGGGCAGUGAUGCCGUAUAGAAACGAAAGGUAAGCUGAUACUAAUGUCAAGUUUCUCCAAGUCCAAAAGGAUACCCUCUACCACAUGUGAUUCAAGUGUAUGGAUGUGACGUUUAUGGUGUCGCAGCAUUCUUUGACUUUCAAAUCAAGUACUGGGAGAAAACUAAUGCGAUCAGAAUCCAUCCAUUACAAUCACACAUAUAGAUAUAUAGAUAGAUAUAUAUGUACUUGUUUAUCCUGUUCAGGGAUGCCAGGGGGCUCGAGACUGUCCCAGCUCUCACUGGCCAGGGGAGGGGAAGGGCUCACACCCUGGACACGUCGCCAGUAUAUCACAGGCCUGAUACAGAGACAGACGGCCAUUCAGUUUCCAGUUCACCUGACCUGCAUGUCUUUGGACUGCGAGGGAAGCCCAUGCAGGCACUUGAAAAAAAAUAUCCUAGCUCCACACAACUGCCUGCUGGAUUCGGACUGGAAGAUUUCCAUGGUGCAACAGCGUCAACCGUUGAGCCACCGUGCUGGCUUACAUUCCAUCCUUUCUGGCCUAGAGUUGUGGGGAAGAUCAUUUGUUUGUACAACAGGACUAUAAGCCUGCACGUGCAUGGACACAUACGUUCCCUGCGAUGUGGAGUGGGACAUAUCAGUUUACUUAGACUUCUACCCUGUUGAAUAUUCUGGGUAAAAACAUUUCAAAUGAAAGAACAUUAUUAGACAGACUUGUUUGGUGCAUUGGGUAAAAUAGUGCUGGAAUAAUAUAAAUCCUAAAGUUAACGUAGACUGGAUGGGGCUGAUAGAAGUACAGAUAGGUGAUACUCUUUUACAGUAGUUUUAUUUGCAGUAAAACAUCAUUUUUGGUUUGUAUUUCAUCUCUGUGCACUGUCAAACUGUGUGCAUGUCAAAUAGAACCCAGGUUACAUUCAGAAUUCCAGUAUGUAAUAUCUGAAUGGUAACUGUUGAGAGCAAGCGCCUCUAGGUACGUCAUCUCCUUGAAAACAAAUGGCUCUAAAAUGUGUAAUUAAUAAGAUUUGGUAGUAUCAGCUAGCACAGCAUUAGUGGCUGCUGAAGAUCAAAUUGAAAUAUUUAGUGGCAGAAUCAAACUCAGGAAAGCAGACCAAAUUAAUGCCAGCUGCCUUUGUUAGCAAAAUUAAUCAUUUUCACUUACGAGUGAAUGCCAAUAUAAUAAUCACAUAUGAAAUGAUCCCCAUAUCCUAAAGCAGAAGAAAUACAUUAAAGAUGAUGAUCUUCUGCUCAGCUUUUGGGUUUGUGUAUGCUACCCAGACUUGAUUACACAACUACGCGCAUGUGAAGAUAAAUGUGAAUUUCAACUUUUCUCCAGUACAAGGAUAGGUCUAGUACGUGUACAUGAUUUCAUAUGAUUUAUUGUCUGUAUUUAAAAAUACAGAAAACAAGACCUAUUUUUAGAGAACUUUGGAGCUAUUGUGGAUGUUAGCGCUCGGUCUACUGCAGACAACAAAUCCAGUUUUUGAGUCAACUAGUGGACCAGCCAGCACACACUAGAUCAUAUGGAAAUCAGACAACUUCACAGAGUUGUUGGAUGGUGUAGUUUCCCCCUGCCUCCAGACUUUAAGCUUGGCUGAACGUAUUCCAGACCUAUCACUGUCUUGGAUGCAAAGAUCUGAAACCGAUCUUGAUCUUCUCAUGUGAGUGUUGGCUUGUGGCAAACGAGAGCAUUUCCUAACCGUGUCAGCGAAGCUUAAAUGUACAGAUCGUUUGCUUAACGUUGCAGCAACUUGUAAAAUAAAUCCAUUGUACUCAAUUUAACUUUGAAAACAAUCUGGAUUAUCUAACAACCUUACCAAAGUCUAAUCUGAAGAAUCAAAAGAUGGGCUCACAUUCCAGAUGUUGUGUGUAAUUGUAUUAGGCACAAAUUCAAAGGACGUCUUGUAGCCGUAUGAUUCACGGUUCAGAUGCUGGUCGUACUCUAAAUCCAUCAAAGCCUUUUCACCAUCAACCAUACCUUGCUCUUAAUUUCAUACUGCCUCAAUUUUAUGAAUUUUGUUUUCACGCUUGUUUAGCUGUUCUCUGUUUUAAUACAACUUUUGCUACUCCGCCUCAUGAAUCUGGUGAAAGACAUUGCUUUAUGACGGACAGUCUCCCUCUAGUAUCUAAUGUAGCAAAGGGUUGGGAGUGAUCAGUCAGGCAUCCUGGGAGA
Etheostoma spectabile (orangethroat darter) is the source of this 4063-nucleotide messenger RNA. RefSeq names its product golgi phosphoprotein 3a (gene golph3a). Lineage: Eukaryota; Metazoa; Chordata; Actinopteri; Perciformes; Percidae. The transcript has 4 exons. Gene Ontology annotation, cellular component: Golgi cisterna; trans-Golgi network; cytosol. The record is from RefSeq and is a predicted model, not a curated record. Gene Ontology annotation, molecular function: phosphatidylinositol-4-phosphate binding. The coding region runs from base 592 to 1473 and encodes 293 amino acids. Gene Ontology annotation, biological process: Golgi organization; Golgi vesicle budding; Golgi to plasma membrane protein transport.